Molecule: messenger RNA, 2589 nt
Organism: Sebastes umbrosus (honeycomb rockfish)
Lineage: Eukaryota; Metazoa; Chordata; Actinopteri; Perciformes; Sebastidae
Gene: szrd1
Product: SUZ RNA binding domain containing 1
Exons: 4
Coding region: 164-538 (124 amino acids)
Source: RefSeq, a predicted model, not a curated record
GGUGGGGAACUCCAUCAGUGUGACGUCAGAGAGAGAGCGCGAGAGAGAGAGCGAGCGAGCGAGCGAGCGAGAGAGGCGGAUCUGGAUCUGAAGCGGCCCAGGACGUCCAGCAGCUCCUCCAGCAGCGUGUCUGUCUGUCUGUCUGAGCAAACAUGAAACAUGGAUGAGGAGGUCGCAGAAAGUUGGGAGGAAGCUGCUGAUAGUGGGGAAAUGGAAAAAACGGUUAGAAGAGAAGCUAAGGAUCAGCCAGAAAGAAAAGGAGGCCAGUAAUAAUUCUUCACGAUCCCCAUUAAGGACAACCAUGGUGAUACAGGACGACUCCCUACCAGCAGCACCCCCACCUCAGAUACGCAUUUUGAAGCGGCCUUCAAGCAACGGGUCACUGGGAUCACCCUCGAAUCAGAACAGGCCUACGCCACAGGUCAAGUCUCUGGCCCAGCGCGAGGCAGAGUACGCCGAGGCCAGAAAGAGAAUACUUGGCAGCGCCUGCCCAGAGGAGACGCCUCAGGACAAACCCAACACUGACAGGGCGCAAUAACUCUACACUGCCUUCAGAAGACACCCGAUCAAACAAUCAUACUGUCCGACAGCCAGCCGGCCCAGACGGCACCCAAGGGUUCCAACAGCACAGAUAAGUGGGCCCUGGGGCCACCCAGCCAUCGAGGGGAGAGAGGUCGAGGGCCACCUGAGAGCAAAGACAGCACUCUAUUCUUAAAACUUCCUUCCUUCAGUUCCAUUAUAUUAGAUGGGCUGCGAGUACAGCAACUCUUCCCACUAGCAGUCGUGUGGAACUGAGCGGGAGCGAGGAACUCCAGGAGGAAGUCAAAUGGAAAUGUGCACUCUUCUCUCCCCACUCCAGUCUGUUUGACACUGUGAUUAUGGACAUCUUCUGGACUCACUGUGAUUAUCCCUUUAAAAGACGCCCCUCACCUCCACCUCGCUUCUCCGUCUCAGGACGCCUGCAAAGGCCGGAGCAAAGACUUAAACAAAGAAUGGCAGAGAGAGAGGAGGAGAAGUGACGGGCCAUAGCAAAAUGAGAUGAGCUGGUCCUCGGGCAGCAGCUUCUCCCCAGUAAUAAUACCAGAGGUCACUUCUCACACCUUUUUACAUACAUGUUUUUAAUUUGCAGAUGUUUGCUCACAUUUUUAUCUUUUUGUUUUUCUCGCUUGUCUUUAAUUUUCUAUACUAGGGAUGCUCUGAUAUCUACAGACUUACUUCACAUUAUACAUACACCACCAAGAACCUGUUUGUUAAAACACACGAACAGGUUUGAACAGUAUUUAUAAAAUAGGAAGAAUUCACAUUUUUUCACCUUGGUUUGGUGGUAAAUUAGUCUCACUGUUUUGUCCUUAAACACAGACACUCUGGGCUGCAACUUGUGGUGUCAGAUCUCCCACAGUAAACUCACCACUAAAGCAGAGUACUUGAACUGGUACCUGCCCAGUAACUCAGCUGUCGACAUUAUCAGUGCACCUCUAAUAUGUAAAUUGCCAUUUGUUUUUAAAAACUUGAGGGUAAGGGUCAUGUGUGUCAAGUUGUUUAUCUGACGAGUUCUGUUUACGGUUUGUCUCUUUUGUUUUUUAAUUGAGCUUUUCAGCUGUCUUCCUUGGACUGUCACAUCAUUAUUUCUAUUUAAAAGUAAAAGCAAAAAAAAAAGACAGGAAAAGGAGAAUAUGGAUUUAAGUCCGUUUUUAAGUAGCUUUUCUGCCUUUUUGUAUGAGAUGGUGGUAGCGAUGUCAGAACAGUAUUUUAAUCAAAAUGAACCAAAAUCCCAUUUUAAAAUCAACCUGUAUAUACUGUAUACUGUGUAUCAGUGAACUCAGAUGUCAUUAUUUGAAGGUGGUGUUGGCAGCAACUCAAGAGAGGGUCAGAUGGGGGAAUGAAUUUACUGCUGUACUUCACAAGCCUGUCCGUCAUAUCUCCACCUCGUCAGCUUCGUGCUCGUUUCUUCGUGUCCUUCGCUGACGUACGGUACGCAGGAACUCAGGUGCAAGUGAACGAGACUGAAUGAAUGAAAUGAACUAAGAUUGUAUUUUUCCAGCGGGUUCGAUUGAUCAAACAGCGAAUGUCCGUAUUAACGCUCGGGUUGUUAGAAACUGCUACACAGAUGUCCUCGUCCCAAGAUGAAUGAAUGCCAUUUUUUUUUUUUUUAUCUUGUCUGACUGUUGGCAUCUUGGUCACAUCAGAAACAGUAACAUCACCCCAUGUGAUUGUUCAGAAACUGAUGGUCGUCAUGGAGACGCAGCUGUCUGUGAACCAGGACCAUUGUGCCCAACAGAUGUUCUUUAUUUGUUCAGAGAAGAGAUCUCAAUAAAGCCAUAUUCAGUGGUGCACAUCAUCAAUAGAAACGUUGUAAUGGUGGAAUUCAGCUUGUGCCUCCUGUAUCACAUCUCUGCUUCCUGGUUGUUGAUUUUGUUACUGUAGUUCAAGAAACUGAAUAUAUCCGAACGAGAAUUCACAAUACUGGUAAGAGAUUUUAAUUGAGGAAAUAAAGCAGCAGAGCAGGAGACAGACGGGUUCAGCUGAGCUCUUGAGUGAGAACACAAACUGCCUGUAAAUACUGAUUUAAUAAAAUGAUUUGCAAAAAAA